AUGACUGAGGGUGUCAGGAUACGAUAUACACGUUUGAAUCAAGUGUGUAGAAAAGCUCUACAACAAGCGGUGAACAAAGUUCAAAAUUGGGACAAGUUAGCAUCAUGUUUUCCGGAGUAUAGCAGAUUAGAACCUGGGGCUAAAAAUAUCAGUACGUGCCAAAAGCAAGUGGUUGAUUUUUGGAUGGAACUUUCUAAGCGAGAAUUCGAAGAGAUCUUUAGCGAGCGGGACAUUGAAAACAAGUUGAAUGAUCUUGAUGACCUGAUUUCCGACGCUAAGGCGACCCACUCAACCUUCAAGCCCGGACAUGAUAGUAUGGCUUGCAUUGACAAACUUUCCCCAAAGCAAUUGAUUAGUGGUAAUAUACAUGACUCUCGUUUAAAGCUGCUGGACCAGCUAGACGAUCGGUUGUCAAAAGUGACCGAUGUCAAUAACACCUUGGAAGAUGAACUGCGGCAGCUGCAAGAAACGUUGCAACUGGAAGUAACGCAGCUAGAUGAUAUGUACGACAGAUGUCUAGGUCAAGAAACCAACUCCUAUGACGAAGUUCUAGAACAAGGUUGGCGCGAUAUGCUUUUAGAGCUGCGUGAAGGAUAA
Messenger RNA from Lachancea dasiensis, 597 nucleotides. The record is from the annotation of a GenBank genome assembly. NCBI's taxonomy places the organism in Eukaryota, Fungi, Ascomycota, Saccharomycetes, Saccharomycetales, Saccharomycetaceae.